CCGGUGUGUGUAGAAUAGAACUCACCUCGUGCGAUACCUAUCGGCGAGCACUGAAUCGAUUCUAAUCGUUGGUGCUCGGUGGCCCCUGUGCCAAUCCAGGAGGGAGUGCAGUCUGUGGAUGGAAAGGGUUCAGUCAAUCAGAGCUGCCAGCUAUUGAGAAGAUACUAUUGCAGAAAGAUGAUCACUACAAAGCUGUUGACUCUGGUGAUGGUUGUGAGACAACAGAAGAUCCUCCUGGGAUGGAAGAAACGGGGUUUUGGGGCCAAUCGCUGGAAUGGUUUUGGAGGCAAAGUGCAGCCUGGAGAAACCAUUGAAGAAGGAGCAAAAAGAGAAUUAUGGGAGGAGAGCAGUCUGACUGUGGACAGCCUGGAAAAAAUUGGACGGAUCAAGUUUGAAUUUGUGGAUGAGGCAGAACUACUGGAUGUUCACAUAUUCCUUACAGAUAGUUACAAAGGGGAACCAAUGGAAUCAGAUGAGAUGCGUCCACAGUGGUUUGACCUGGACGAGAUUCCAUUUGAUGAGAUGUGGGUUGAUGACAUCUACUGGUUCCACUUGUUACUCCAGAAGAAACUGUUCAAGGGUUAUUUCAAGUUCAAAGGACAUUCCACUAUCCUGGAAUACACACUAAAGGAGGUGGAAGAGUUGGAAACAGGGGAGUCCUGAUUCUGACAAUUUGCAAUCAUUUACAAAUACCGUACAGGGAAAAGUGCAUUCUUGUGCAUCAACCACGCCACCUUCACAAUCCUGCCAUCAGUCAUCCAACGCAUCUAUCUUCCUUUCCCCUAUGUUUUGAUGAUUUUCUUCUACUUGUCAGUUAAACAGCAUUGGGCCUAUCUGACACCCCAAUGAAAUUUAACCCUUGGAAUCAAGUGGAACUCUUUGCUUCAUGAUACUGGAGCAAUAAAUCAUAGAGCAUACAGAGAUUUGGGACUUUUGUCACUGGAAGUUUGAGACAUUGGAUUCCAUUUAAAUUUAAUGAUCAGUUUGCUUAGAGGAAAAUAUUGGGUCUUUCUGGACUGUCUUUUGUAUUUGUAGUCAUAAGCAAAUUUGUUUUCUUUGUAAUACCAGAGUUUUUUAAAAAAAAGAAAUUCCCAAAGCAAUAAAGAGUUCUUGUGGAGGGCAGUUGGAGAUAUCCUAAGUGCUGUUCUAAAAAUGCCCACUAGAUGGUGCACAAGGGCAGCUAUGUCAACAAUUUGAUUUGUUAAUACCAGUCAUGUUUUCUUUACUCAAACCAUAGAGUGCUUGCACAAGUAUUUUUUUUACAUUAAACAUCAAAUUUUAAUUCAUCCUUUCCUUUUUGCAUUGUAUCAAAUUGGAACAAGGAGAGAGAGGUGGGUGGCAGCAGAAUUUCAAAAGUAGAACAGAGCAAUUUUGUAAACUGUACUUGCUUAUUUUCUCAGUAUCCUUUGGGGAGUGGGGGGCACAAAGGGGAGACUGAAGUUGGAUUACAGCUCCCAAAAGAUGUCUACAUCUGCGCUUCUAUAGGAAGAUGGAUCAAUCCAGAAAAGGAGGCACGAAAAAGGGACGAUGAGUUUUUGUCCUGGCUGAAACAUUGAGUCUUAUUACCCAAGAAGUAGUGUAAAUAGGAUACUGACAGGGAAGGAACACUGACUGAACAGAUCAAAGUUGUUAACCACACUCUAGCUUGAGGGUUGAAACUGCAAGUUCUGGAGGGGAAGUAGGGGAUGGGAAUUGGCAAGGGGAAUAUCCCUUCUAUUUCACCACUAAUUAACACCCCCGCCAGGGCAUUCCCCCAACUACAACACAAAAUAACUUUCCCCAUUUACAUUGUAUUGAUAUUGGAGGAGUUCUAAUCAGUAAAGAGGCAGCUGCUUUCACUGAUUAUAGCUGCUGGUGGAUUUCUACCAACUAAAUGAGAACUCCAGAGGCUGCAAGUAUGUACAAGGCUGCCUAUGGUAGAUAACUUCAGGGGGAUUUGCGUUGAGCUGACACAUUAACUUUUUGGAAGUAGCGAACAGCAGUGGGCCUCUAGAACCACAGCCAAACACAAAGGUGUAGUCAACAGAUAACUUGAAGUGUGGGAAUUACAAGGAUUUGUAUCCAAACCAGCAUAUUGUACACUUUGGUAAUUUAACAUCAAAAUGCAGCUUUAAACUGAUCCAAUGAGAGCUAAUUCUUAAUCCAGAAGCUGUAGUGGAAACAGUUCAAAAAUAAUUCAGAAUUUACCUCCAUUCUUGUGCUGUAUUAUAAAAAUCUGAGAGAAAUUAUACUGGCUUAAUAUUUAAGGUGACAAAAAUUAAAAGGUGUGGUUAUAUCAGACACUGGCAGGAGAAAGUUUUUUCCACUUUUUUUUAAACUGAAGGCUUAGAACAUUGGAUUGGAAAUAAAUAACAUCCACUGCAUUACACAAAUUACACUUCAGGUCUAAUAAAUAAUAUUCCAUGAA
This is a messenger RNA of Rhincodon typus (whale shark), 2407 nucleotides long. RefSeq names its product nudix (nucleoside diphosphate linked moiety X)-type motif 1 (gene nudt1). Gene Ontology annotation, molecular function: 8-oxo-7,8-dihydroguanosine triphosphate pyrophosphatase activity. The transcript has 4 exons. Gene Ontology annotation, biological process: DNA protection. The record is from RefSeq and is a predicted model, not a curated record. Lineage: Eukaryota; Metazoa; Chordata; Chondrichthyes; Orectolobiformes; Rhincodontidae. Bases 178 to 663 code for a protein of 161 amino acids.